Neomonachus schauinslandi (Hawaiian monk seal) is the source of this 1698-nucleotide messenger RNA. It is a transcript of the gene TMEM151B, whose product is annotated as transmembrane protein 151B. The record is from RefSeq and is a predicted model, not a curated record. Bases 1 to 1698 code for a protein of 565 amino acids. Lineage: Eukaryota; Metazoa; Chordata; Mammalia; Carnivora; Phocidae. The transcript has 3 exons.
AUGUCCCCCCCUGGCUCGGCCGCGGGAGAGAGCGCCGGCGGCGGCGGCGGAGGUGGCGGCCCCGGGGUUCCGGAGGAGCCCACGGCGGCGGCGGCGGCGGCGGCGGACGAGGGCCCCGCCCGAGAGGAGCAGCGUCCCAUCCAGCCCUCUUUCACCAAGUCCCUCUGCCGUGAGUCCCACUGGAAGUGCCUGCUACUCUCGCUGCUCAUGUACGGCUGUCUGGGGGCCGUGGCUUGGUGCCACGUAACCACGGUGACCCGCCUCACCUUCAGCAGCGCCUACCAGGGCAACAGCCUCAUGUACCACGACAGCCCCUGCUCCAACGGCUAUGUCUACAUCCCCCUGGCCUUUCUGCUCAUGCUGUACGCCGUCUACCUGGUGGAGUGUUGGCACUGCCAAGCCCGCCAUGAGCUGCAGCACCGUGUUGAUGUGAGCAGCGUGCGGGAGCGCGUGGGCCGCAUGCAGCAGGCCACGCCCUGUAUCUGGUGGAAGGCCAUCAGCUACCACUAUGUCCGCCGCACCCGCCAGGUCACCCGAUACCGCAAUGGAGACGCCUACACCACCACCCAGGUCUACCAUGAGCGCGUCAACACGCACGUGGCGGAGGCCGAGUUCGACUACGCACGCUGCGGCGUCCGCGACGUGUCCAAGGCGCUGGUGGGGCUGGAGGGCGCGCCGGCCACGCGCCUGCGCUUCACCAAGUGCUUCAGCUUCGCCAGCGUGGAGGCCGAGAACGCCUACCUGUGCCAGCGCGCACGCUUCUUCGCCGAGAACGAGGGCCUGGACGACUACAUGGAGGCGCGCGAGGGCAUGCACCUCAAGAACGUGGACUUCCGCGAGUUCAUGGUGGCCUUCCCGGACCCGGCCCGGCCGCCGUGGUACGCCUGCUCGUCGGCCUUCUGGGCCGCGGCGCUGCUCACGCUGUCGUGGCCGCUGCGCGUGCUGGCCGAGUACCGCACGGCCUACGCGCACUACCACGUGGAGAAGCUCUUCGGCCUGGAGGGCCCGGGCUCGGCGAGCAGCGCGGGCGGUGGCCUGAGCCCCAGCGACGAGCUGCUGCCCCCGCUGACGCACCGCCUGCCGCGGGUCAACACGGUGGACAGCACGGAGCUCGAGUGGCACAUCCGCUCCAACCAGCAGCUGGUGCCCAGCUACUCGGAGGCGGUGCUCAUGGACCUGGCGGGGCUGGGGGCGCGCUGCGCGGGGGCGGCGGGCGGCGGCUACGCGCCCGCGUGCCGCUACGGCGGGGUGGGCGGCCCGGGCGCGGCGGGCGUGGCCCCGUACCGGCGCAGCUGCGAGCACUGCCAGCGCGCCGUCAGCAGCUCGUCCAUCUUCUCGCGCAGCGCGCUCAGCAUCUGCGCCAGCCCGCGGGCCGGCCCGGGGCCCGGGGGCGGCCCGGGCUGCGGGGGCAGCCGCUUCUCGCUCGGCCGCCUCUACGGCUCCCGACGCAGCUGCCUGUGGCGCAGCCGGAGCGGGAGCGUCAACGAGGCGAGCUGCCCCACCGAGCAGACGCGCCUGUCGAGCCAGGCCAGCAUGGGGGACGACGAGGACGACGACGAGGAGGAGGCCGGGCCGCCGCCGCCCUACCACGACGCCCUCUACUUCCCGGUCCUCAUCGUGCACCGGCAGGAGGGGUGUCUGGGCCACAGCCACCGGCCGCUGCACCGCCACGGCUCCUGCGUAGAGACCUCACUGUGA